Acinonyx jubatus (cheetah) is the source of this 3806-nucleotide messenger RNA. It is a transcript of the gene KCNK13, whose product is annotated as potassium two pore domain channel subfamily K member 13. Gene Ontology annotation, cellular component: membrane. Gene Ontology annotation, molecular function: potassium ion leak channel activity. The transcript is spliced from 2 exons. NCBI's taxonomy places the organism in Eukaryota, Metazoa, Chordata, Mammalia, Carnivora, Felidae. The record is from RefSeq and is a predicted model, not a curated record. Gene Ontology annotation, biological process: stabilization of membrane potential; potassium ion transmembrane transport. The coding region runs from base 675 to 1907 and encodes 410 amino acids.
CCGCUCCGCGCAGUCCCUGGGGGUGCGCCCGCCGGGAACCUGCUCCGGUCUCUAAGCCCCGGCGGCCGGUGGGUAACUACCCAGAGGCCUGAGUCCCCGCGCCACGCAGCGACUGGCACGCAGCACCACGGAUCCAUCUGGGGAGGCACCACCGGCGCCGGCACACUGACACCCCGCGCCCUGGCCGUCGGCGGCUUGAGAAGCGAUGGUUGAAGCGACGGAGACCGCCGGCCCCGAGACCUUCGCCUCGGGAGAAAUGCAAGUCCGCCCCAACUUGCGCUGAGGACGCGCCACGCCCCCUCCCCAAUCCAAGCCGAGCUGGGCGCGCGUCGGGUGGAAACAGCGCCCGCGUCCUCGUGCCAAGAAGAAGCGGACUGUGCCCCGGGUCACUCGGACCUUGAGCGUUUAGAACUCCAAGGCGUGUGGGGACGGAGGCGACAAAGCGGAUUUGAAACCAGGAGUCGAGGCGGACGUGGGGAGCUGGUGCAGCAGCAGCGGCCGACGAGGCGGCGGCCUGGGGAGCCGCGCGGCCUGGGGGAGCGCCCAGCGGUCAUGGGCGAGCCGGCCGUCGGGCGUCCGGGGGCGGGCUGAGCCGCGAGCUCCCGGGCGGCCCGGGCGAGAGUCGGCUCGCGGCCACGGCCGCCCAGCGCGGGACUGCCCCCGGGGGCCCGGCCAUGGCCGGCCGGGGUUGCGGCUGCAGCUGCGGCCCGGGCCACCUGAACGAGGACAACGCGCGCUUCCUGCUGCUCGCCGCGCUCAUCGUGCUCUACCUGCUGGGCGGCGCCGCCGUCUUCUCGGCGCUGGAGCUGGCGCACGAGCGCCAGGCCAAGCAGCGCUGGGAGGAGCGCCUGGCCAACUUCAGCCGCCGCCACAACCUGAGCCGCGAGGAGCUGCGCGGCUUCCUCCGCCACUACGAGGAGGCCACCGAGGCCGGCAUCCGCGUGGACAGCGCCCGGCCGCGCUGGGACUUCACCGGCGCCUUCUACUUCGUGGGCACCGUCGUGUCCACCAUAGGGUUUGGGAUGACCACUCCGGCGACGGUGGGAGGAAAAAUCUUUCUGAUCUUCUACGGCCUCAUUGGGUGCGCGAGCACCAUCCUGUUCUUCAACCUCUUCCUGGAGCGCCUCAUCACCGUCAUUGCCUACAUCAUGAAGUCGUGCCACCAGCGACGGCUGCGGAGACGAGGGGCCCUGUCCCGGGAGAGCCUGAAGCCCCCGGGCAGGUGCGAGGGGGAUAGCUCGGCCGGCUGGAAGCCCUCCGUGUACUACGUGAUGCUGAUCCUGUGCCUGGCCUCCCUGCUCAUCUCCUGCUGCGCAUCGGCCAUGUACACCUCCAUCGAAGGCUGGAGCUACUUCGACUCACUCUACUUCUGCUUUGUGGCCUUCAGCACCAUUGGCUUCGGGGACCUCGUCAGCAGCCAGAACGCCCAGUAUGACAGCCAAGGCCUCUACCGCUUUGCCAACUUCAUGUUCAUCCUCAUGGGCGUCUGCUGCAUCUACUCCUUGUUCAAUGUCAUCUCCAUCCUCAUCAAACAGUCCGUGAACUGGAUCCUGAGGAAAAUGGAUGGCGGGUGCUGCCGACGAUGCCAAAGGAGGCUCCUGAGGUCCCGGAGGAACGUGGUCAUGCCGGGCAACAUCCAGGACCGGGGCAACAUCUCCAUAGACACGGAUGGGGUGAUGGACAGUGACACGGACGGGCGGCGUCUCUCGGGGGAGAUGAUCUCCAUGAAGGACUUCUUGGCCGCCAACAAGGUCUCGCUGGCCAUCCUCCAGAAGCAGCUGUCUGAGACGGCCAACGGCUGCCCGCCCCAGGCCAGCGCGCCCUCCCGGGACAACGAGUUCUCAGGGGGGGUGGGGGCCUUUGCCAUAAUGAACAACAGGUUGGCAGAGACCAGUGGGGACAGGUAGGAGCGAGGAGCGGCCGCUGGGCGUGGAGGCCAGGAGAGUGGGCGAUGGGGGGAUUGGCACCGGCUCAACUCUGUGCCGGGGCGUGUUCCCUCUGGAGUUGUCCUGUCACCCUCUGCAGGCCCAGCCUUAGAAAGCUCUUCUCCUCGGGCAGCCAGCCACCUUCUAGGGCUGCAGACCGAGGCCGGAGGCCCUUCUCCUUGUCUUUAUUCUGUGAGGUCUGAAUUCAGUCUUGAGAAUGAAUCCCAGAGGCAGCCUAAGACAUUGCACAGUUGUCUUACUCCCCUUCUUCCAGGGCUUUAACUGCCUAAGGGAAGGGGGUUUAAGUGAGUCUCUAUUUCCCUGCUGCUCUGGUCUUCGUUUGGAAAUAAAAAUCCUGAACGGAAAUCCUCAUUUUCCCCCCUGGAACCCUGAAUGGCAGGACCCACUGCCCUUCCCAGCCCCUUCAGAAAAGAGGGGGGGUGGGGAUGCUUCAGAAGGUGCCUGGGCCCUGGGCUUCCUUCAGAGCAGAUAUGUCCACAGUGCGACGGAUGGGGAAAUCACCUGGUCUGCUCUCUGUGUCUGCUUCUCUGCGUUUUGUUUUUCCUUUCUUUUAUCUUUAAGAUCCUAAUGCUGGGCUAAGGUGUCUGUGGGACCUCGGCGUGGUAAGAAGAAAGCUUCAGGCCUUUAAACUGCAGCCAAGUAGUGGACAGGCUCUUUUUUUUUUUUUUUUUUUUGCAAGGGAAGAAUAUAGCUUAACGUUCUUCCUUCCAGUGGUCACAGAGACCGUUUCUUUUUUUUUUUUUUUUUUUUUAACCAGGGCAUGGAGCCCAUUGCAAAGAUAAUGGCUGACUAUUUAUUAGAACUGAAAACUGAAUAAAUCCUCACUUUAUUAACUAAGAUUACAUGAGUGCUCAUUAUGGACAGUGGGGCUGGGGGCAGUGCCUAGCUAAACAGGCAUUUAUUGUGCACAGUGAAAAGAGAAACAAGAAAUUAACCCUUGGGCUUAUGAGCAUCAUCUUGGAUUCUUGGCUAGAGAAACAUUCUAGGCCAGAUAAGGAAUGGCUUCUCUUUGUGUAAUUUGUUUCGGCUCUGCCUCCUGGGAGUGUAACAAGUCUAGUUACAUAACCUCCUGAGCAGUUAAAACAUCCGUGCUGGGAACAGGGACUCUGGAUCUUCGUAUAUUCAGGAGAGAACAUUUUGAGACCCGAGAGCAGCAUUAAUAAGAGAUAGAUGUUAUUUUUAUAAGAUGGGGAUGGUGUACACGCGGCACUUUUAGAAACGAUGAGGAAAGUCGGCAUCGUAAAGACAAUAAAGCCGAGAACGAUACCCAGUGAAACUGAAAUGUUGAGCGGAACUCAUCAGAGCUGGGAGGACCUUAGGGACCAUCCCAUACACAAGAAAGAAACACAAGAAAGACACAGCGGCGUGAAGGGAUUGCUCCCUAUCCGAACUCUCAAGGCUGACAGCAUACAGCUAGGAGAACCCAGGUGUCCUGAUGGCUACGUCUGGGCUCAUCACCCGUGCUCCCCACAGCUUUAGAACCUCCCUCAACUGCUCCCUCCUAAGCUGAGUUGCCUUUUCCUUGCAGCUGGCACCCUACCCCCCCCCCCUUUUUUUUACAAUGCUGAAAGUACUCAACGGCAGGAGUCCUAUAAACAGCAGCCUGGGCUUCGAACUAAAGGCUGUACGGCUCCAAAGUCAGAGAUCUUCAAGUCUUACUUUGUGUUGCUCUCAAAGGAGGCAUCCUGUAGCUACUGCAAAACCAAGCUCCCCGGGGGCUCUGCUCUGGGGGAAGGCACCAUGGGCAUGGGGAGAGGAGCUGGGUCCCUGCCCUAGGAGAUUUCUUAAUCACCACAUGCCUGGGACGGGGACUGGCACAAAGCAGGCCCUUGCUUCUCCAGUCCAGUACAGUGACCUUCU